This is a messenger RNA of Seriola dumerili (greater amberjack), 2137 nucleotides long. Its product is annotated as GTPase IMAP family member 8-like. The record is from RefSeq and is a predicted model, not a curated record. Gene Ontology annotation, molecular function: GTP binding. Bases 1 to 1965 code for a protein of 654 amino acids. NCBI's taxonomy places the organism in Eukaryota, Metazoa, Chordata, Actinopteri, Carangiformes, Carangidae. The transcript is spliced from 5 exons.
AUGGUUGCAGAAAAUGCUGGUGGCCUUUGUUCCAUUGACAGUGCUGCUGGCAAUGCUCUGAGAGAGAAAAUGCAAGGACUGGCUGAAAGAGCAUCAAAAAGGUAUAUAAAAGUGCAGACACAAAGAAGAGAACUCAAAUCACUGAUUGAAGGUGGUAAUACACCCCCGGCACACUUAAGACUAGUGAUGGUUGGUGCACAGGGGUCAGCCAAGAGCUCGGCAGGCAACAGCAUUCUGAGAAAAAAUGCAUUUGCUGUUCAUGUCAGAACAACAACAACAACAAAGUCCUGUGAAAUAAGCCACAGCAUGGUGGCAGAGAGGAAGCUCACAGUGGUAGAUUCUCCUGGAUGGUUCUACAAGCACACACUUCAGGACACCUGUGAGAGGGAUAAACUAGAAAUAGAGAACAGCAUGUAUCUAUGCCCUCCGGGACCCCACGCAGUGCUCCUCGUGGUCGGCCUGGCAUCUGCUUUCAACGCAUCAUACCAGAGAGCCGUGCAAGAGCACAUGAGUCUGUUCACAGAUGACAUCUGGAAACGCACGAUUGUUGCGUUCACUAGAGGUGAAUGGCUCGGAGGGAGGACUGUGGAAGAGCGUAUAGAGAGUGAGGGAGGUCUGCAGUGGCUACUGAAGCAGUGUGGGAACAGGUAUCAUGUCCUGGACAACAUGAAAUGCAGUGAUGAGACGCAGGUAACGGAGCUCCUCGAGAAGAUUGAAGAGAUGUGGGCAGGAAACAAAAAUCCUCAUUAUGAAGUUGACCUGUGCCGUGCGGAGGAAAUAGAGGCAAGGAAAGAGGCUGAAGACAAGAUGGCUAAAAGGAUUAGGCAGACAACUCAAAGACAAUCAAGAAUACUAAGAGAGUUGUUUAAAGGAGAGAAGCAGCCAAUCACUGACCUGAGGGUUGUGCUUGUUGGCAGAAAGGAGUCCGGGAAGAGUAUGACAGGAAACAGAAUCCUUUCCAAAGAGCUAUUUGACACAUAUUGGAUGAAGAAGGAAUUCCAAUGUAAGAGAGGAACUACAAUGUGUGUAAAACAACAAAGAAAUGUUGCUGAAGUAAACAUCACAGUUGUUGAGGCACCGGGCUGGCUUACAGACACGAUGACAGCUGACUGGCUCAAAGGUGAAGUUCUGCGCAGUGUCUCCAUGUGUGCUCCAGGCCCUCAUAUUUUUCUCUUGGUGAUUCCCAUUUCGAAAGCAUUUACAGAAGAAGAUCGCAAAGCAGUGGUCGAGCUCCUGAUGCCAUUCAGUGAGAGAGUCUGGAGACACUGCAUGGUCCUAUUCACCUGGGGUGACUGGCUCAGCAACAGAUCCAUUGAGGAACACAUCGCCGGAGAAGGCAAGGGCCUCCAGUGGCUUGUGGAAAAGUGUCAAAACAGAUACCAUGUUGUUAGCCGCUAUCAUCAUAUCACAGGUGAGGAGCUGUUCAAGAAAAUUAAUGACUUGAUAAUACGUAACAAGGGCCACUGCUUCAGCACAGAAGACAAACAGAAGAAAAAGCUGGAACUUCCCUGGCAAGUUAAACAGCCUGAGCUGACAGAAGAGGAGUGGGACAGGAGGGAGCAGGAGCUCAUAGACCGGAUGUUGAAAGCUGUUGUACCAGAACCCGAGGAACCAACACUACCAUCGGUGAAGAUGACAGCUAGCAUUGAUGGAUUCUGCAUUCCAAGCAUGAGUGGAGGUGCUCCCUCAGAAUUUGGGAGCACUUUUUUGAAUCAAAGAGCAUGUGCCAUGGUGUCUGAAUGGCUGAACAUUAGAGCUGCAAACUCUGAUGUCACCUCUGGGCUCGGCAGCAUCAGUGCCUCGGCCAGUUAUGUGGAGAAGCUGGAUGGAAUCCCUCUGACAGAUGAAAAUCAUCAAGCUAUUGGUUGUUUUUUCCCAGAAAAGGACAUAAUGAAGUUUGACACCGUUCUCCAGACCAGGAUUUCCACAGACACUGUAGGAGCCCGACGCAGACACUCUUUUUAAACACAACAGAUGUUACUCACAAGCAGUGUAGAAACUAAGGGAGUGAAGUAUCAAACAGAAAAGCACUGUUUACAAAAUUGUUGGAUACUGUAAGGAAUGUGCAUCUAUAUCCAGUGGUAUGUUAUGUUCUGGUGAUAAUGUAAACUGUUAUAGGUUAAGCUGUAGGCCUACA